Molecule: messenger RNA, 4712 nt
Organism: Magallana angulata
Lineage: Eukaryota; Metazoa; Mollusca; Bivalvia; Ostreida; Ostreidae
Product: low-density lipoprotein receptor-related protein 12-like
Exons: 11
Coding region: 243-2594 (783 amino acids)
Molecular function (GO): protein binding
Source: RefSeq, a predicted model, not a curated record
UGGCCGACAAAUGAGAGCAACUGUUAUCAACGCUAAAAUGACAUUAGGGACGUAAAACAUAUUCAAAUGACCAGUAGUUUGUUCAGUUCGCAUUUUAAUUAAUACUUAGAUGUUUUCUACGAAGAUUAGCUGCAGCUAUUUUAAAAAUCGUUGAUAAAUGGUCGUGGACAACAUGAAAUGGGAUCGUGAAACUUCAACUUCGACUAAAUGACAAUAAAAAAGAUAUUCAACCCGGAUAUAGAAUGGAUAUACCAAUCAUUCUCAGAUAUUGCAUAUUAUGUGUUUUCAUCAUUAGACUCAGUCACUCAAAGGAUUGUUUUCACGAUGAAUACAAAGAGGAAACAGAAAUCAUAACAUCAGCAGGCUUUCCCCUAGGAUAUUUACCCAACUCAUGCUCUGAGUGGUUCAUUACUGCCCCAAAAGGGCAGAUCAUUACCUUGAGCAUAUUCCUAGAUAUAGAGGUCGGUGAUGAUGGCUCUUGUAAUCGAGAUGCUCUAACUAUUGGACCGGAACCAGUCAUGGAGUUAUGUGGAAAUAACAGACAACUUGUUUAUAUUUCUAAUUCAUCUCAUGUUUGGUUGAAGUUCUACACAGAUGGAUUGAUAUCAGGAAAAGGAUUUAAGAUUCAGUAUAUCAGGGGUCCUCCUGUAGGAAAUUGUAAGACAGACCAGUUCCUUUGUAACAGUGGCAGAUGUAUACUGAAGAAGUGGCUGUGUAAUGGACUAGAUGAAUGUGGAGACGGCAGUGAUGAGAAUGCAAAGACAUGUCCUUCAGCCACUGAUAUUCCAACAUCACCAUCCAAUAUUAACUGUGGUGAAGGAUUUUUCCGUUGCUAUUCAAACUUAAGCAGUGCCUUCAUUUGUCUGCCUGAAGCCAAGAGAUGUGAUGGCAGUGAAGAUUGUUAUAGGGGACUUGAUGAACAGAAUUGCAGUAUCAACUGCAACGCUCACAUUCAUAGUGAAGAUGGAUAUAUAACAUCACCUCUCUACCCCAGAGAUUACCCUCCUGGAAUGAACUGCAAAUGGACCAUCCACAUGCAGAUCCCCAGUGAUCGUAUACAACUGAGGGUCGUUGACUUUGCUGUUCAGGCCAAUGCUGAUAGUGACUAUCUCAUAGUGUAUGAUGGGAAAGAAGAAGAGAGUGAUCAAAUUUUAGGCACAUUUUACGGAAAUCACAUUCCUCCAUCCAAGCUGGAGUCCAAGUCAAAUUGGAUGACUAUUGUCUUCCAUUCUGAUGAUAGCUUUUCCGAGAAGGGCUUCAACUUUACAUAUCAGAGGAAAGGACUUUGUCUGUCAAACCAAGUAUCCUGUGGGAAUGGUGAGAUUGAUUGCUUUGACGCUAAGGACAAGUGUAAUGGAGUCUGGGACUGUCAGGAACAUGGAGGGGAUGAAAUACACUGUGGAAACUGUAACACUCUGUACACCUGCGGUCCGGGAAGUUCCCAGUGCUAUCCAAGGAGUCACCGCUGUAAUGGCGUAGGAUUCUGCUCCAACAAAAUGGAUGAAAAGAAUUGUUCUCCAUCUUCCUGUGGAACACAUAAUGGAACAUUUUUGUGUCAGAAUAAGAAUUGUGUGUACGAAGCGUGGAUCUGUGACAAGACAGAUGACUGCGGGGACUGGAGCGAUGAGGUGGACUGUAGCAGAGCAACCAACUUGAUCAUCAUUGCAGCUGUAUCUGGAUCUCUUAUCUGUGGGUUGUUGCUUGUUGUUGCUCUAGGCUGCACCUGUAAAUUGUACAAUUUGAGACAACAGCAACUCCAUGGUCCACGACAUGAAACGCCCCUGUCUCGGGUGUACGCAGAAUUCAUGAGGAGAAGGGCUCCUCCACCAUAUCAUGAAGCCAUGUUAACCUCACGACCUUAUGAAGAGGCCCGAAGAGAGUACAUGGAGAGGUUGGGUCAAACAGAAGAAAGGUCAAGGUCUUCUGGUCGAAGACCGAGACUUAAUAGAAGAGGUAGAAGUAAUCGCAAUAGGCAUUCACAGGAUCAAAGCAGUGAUCCUACACAAAACACAAAUAGUGAAAACAAUAGUGAAGAAAGUGCUAAUACAUCUGUAACUGCUAUAUCUCAAGAAAACACUGUGAAUAGUACACAUUCUAAUAUAGAAAGGCAUUCCUCCAGAUCAGCUCUUCUUCCCAGCGACAGUGGAGACUCUGACACAGAGAGUGAGUUGGGCACUCCAAGUGCAGACUCGGUACGAGUACACUUUUCGGAGGAAACUGGAAUAUCAGCCGAGUUUCAUCGACGCAACUCUCCAGGAAAGGAGGUCACUGAAGGUGAAAAUUCAUCAAAUAUUCCAAGAAGUAGUCCCUCUACUGGCCCUGAUGUUAGUAGUCUAGAUAACGCCACCAUAGCAUCCUGUGAUAGUGUUGAUCCUUCUCAAGAGGAGGAUAAAAAUAAACCAAAAGACAUCAGCAGUGCUUUGACUCUCCUUGAAGAAAACCCUCCAUCCAAUUCCAACCGUGCUUUAUUUAUUCCAGAAAAUGGUCAAAACCAUGGCAACGUGGAUAGAGGCAGACAUGAUUCAGCCGGUUCACUGAAUUCAACCGGUUCAGACAACCCGUGGGGGGAUUUUACUGGUUCUGAAGCAAUUUGAUGCAUAUCAGGUCAUUUCUGCCAACAGAUUUGUUAUUUUUUAGUUUUAACCCUUAUUGCACUGAGUUUUAGAAAAUAAGUUGUUAAAUUGCCAAUUGGGUUGUUUUUUGUUGACUGUUAGGUGCUUUUUGUUUUAUUUCAGAGUCUUGUACUGAUUAAAUCAGUUUAGAUAUGGUUUUUAAUGACUCAUGUAUUAAGAAUUUUUUGCACUAAAUGUAUAUCAUUAUUAGUUUUGAUGUGGUUUUUACUAUUGUGAUUUUCCUUUCUUUAUAUUUCUCCACUUUUACUAUUUACCAACCUGUAACACAAAACACUAUUAGUGUAGACAUAUGAUGAAAAGUGAUUCUUCAUUACAUUUAUGGUAAUCUCCACUUGCUUAAUCAAUGAAGCUUAAAAUACAAGCAUCGUACUUUUGAUUUUAUGCCAUUUUAACGGAACUCUGUUUAUGGAAUGUAUGAGAGACUAUUGUAAGGUUAAUGCAAGUCAAAAUAAAUCUAAACGCACUUGCUCUGUGCAUUGCCUGUACUGAGGAACUGUAAUGAGAAUUGCAGAUUAUGAUUUUAAUUAGUAAGUUGUUGAACAUUCCAUUUAAAAGGUUCAGAAUAUUGUAUGCAGUUUUUGUAAAUUUUGGGCUACACUUUAUUCAUGUGUCUUAUAUUUUGUGGAUUAGUUUCUUUUCAAACUUUAAAUUUUCAUGCAUUCCUUGGUAUAUCAUGCAGGAAAGUUUCCGCAAAAUGCCAGUCACUCUUGUUUUCAUCAUUAUUUGAUGCACCCAACUUUUUUGGGAUUUCAUUGUUAGGUCAAUCGAACUUAAUCCACAUUUACAAUAAGAAUUUUUUUUUUACUUAUCAUUUAAAGUGAAUUUUCCACCCAAAAUUAAUGCCCAAGCAAAAAAAUGAAGCAACAUAUGCUUCAAAAUGAGAAUUCUGAAGCCAAAUUUUCAGCCUGCAAAAUAUUUUUGUGUUGAAAAUUAAUAUGCUUUGAUACACCAAUGACUUAAAAACUUAGCUGCAGAAUCUAGAAUGAAUCUUGUUGGCAUUUCAGUUGCAUUAAAGAUUUGAAACAUUUUUAUGUGUGGAACACUUGCACAAGUUUCAGUAGGUGAACAAAGUAAAAAACCAUAAUAUGUGCUAUGCACAUUUGUGAAGGCAUUGUUUUAGUUUACAUCUGAACAUGAAAGACAUGUUUCCUAGUUACUUUAUCAUUUCAGAAAUGCAAUAAGUGUGUAAAGACAUUCUAUAUGCUACAUAUUUCAGGACUAAAUAUCAAUAAUUUUCAACUUUGAAUACAAGCCCUUGAUGCACUGUUCCUAGCAUAAUUAAAUUUUUGUAACAUAUUAUUCAUACAGACAACUUUUGAACGUAAGGAAUUGAUUAUUUAUGUAACCUUAAAGUUGUACCUUAUAUUUUGAUCACAUCUUGAUAUAUCUUUUAAUCAUAUAAGGUUGGUUUAGAGGCAUUGUGUGUAAUUCAGCCUAUUAUAUGUGUAACACAAGCAUCCUUAUCUUAUUUCAUUCUCUUACCAUCCAAACAACUUCAAUUAUAUCAUCAUGUUGUGAGAUGCUGUGUUCUAUUUAUCUUUCAUGUUUAGACAUUGAAGCUUGUUAGCAUGUGCUGAUUGGAGACAUAUUGUAUUUCAGGCAGCUUGUAGUCAUCAAGGACAAUAUUUCAAAUAUGUUUUAUUGGAAAAAAUGAUCAAUUUGAAACAUUCAUAUUCAUAAAAUUGAAGCUUAGAUCUUAUUUUUAGAUCUGAUUUUUUUGGGUUCUGCAUGCAUUUAAUUUAAAAUCCUUUAACUUUACUUGCAAAUUUAUUAUAUUACAAACCUCUUUGAUCUCUGGCACAGGUAUCCACAAUACCUGCAGUGUUUGAUGCUGGAGUUAAUAAAAAGUGGGAAGAUUCACACAAUCGGUCCCACAGCAGGCAAAGGAGAUCCUAGAACAAGCGGUCUCCAGGCAAUGGGCCUGGUCAUACUUUCGAAAGAUUCACAAUCAAAUAAGAAUACAAACAGAUCUUACAGGGCUAUGAAUUGAGACAUUGAAAUUUGAAAUAUUGAGGCUUCUUAUAAAGAAACGGUAGUUCAACUGACUCCUCGCUUCAACAUAUUAAUAAUAGUUAUAAC